Messenger RNA from Cyprinus carpio (common carp), 2497 nucleotides. Its product is annotated as cholesterol 24-hydroxylase-like. The transcript has 15 exons. Gene Ontology annotation, molecular function: cholesterol 24-hydroxylase activity; heme binding; iron ion binding. The record is from RefSeq and is a predicted model, not a curated record. Lineage: Eukaryota; Metazoa; Chordata; Actinopteri; Cypriniformes; Cyprinidae. The coding region runs from base 43 to 1461 and encodes 472 amino acids. Gene Ontology annotation, biological process: cholesterol catabolic process.
UGCUUUCUGCGGUUUUCUCUGCAUUUCUUGCAUAUUGUCUGUAUGUUCAUCAUAUUCACCAGAAAUAUGAUCAUAUACCUGGACCUCCAAGAGACAGUUUUCUGCUGGGGCAUACACCUACUUUUUCCCGAGCGGCGAAAUCGGAUAACCUUAUACAGGACUUAUUUCUUGAGUGAUAAAUAUGGCCCUGUCUACAGGCUGAACAGUUUUCAUUAUAUUGUGAUUGAAGUCCAUUGCCCCGAGGCUACAAAGACUAUGCUGAUGUCACCUAAGUAUCUCAAAGAUCCCUUUGUCUACAAACGCCUCUUUAACUUGUUUGGAAAACGGUUUCUUGGAACCGGGUUAGUGACGGCUGCGGACCAUGACGUCUGGUACAGGCAACGUCGUAUCAUGGACCCAGCUUUUAGCAGCACAUACUUACGAAGCUUGAUGGGCACUUUUAAUGAGAUGUCUGAGCGCCUGAUGGACCAUCUGGAGGAAAUAGCCGACACUAAAACACCUGUCGUCAUGCAUGACCUGGUCAACUGUGUCACACUCGACGUCAUUUGCAAGGCGGCGUUUGGUGUUGAUUUAAAUUUGUUCAAGCAAACUGACAGCCCCUUCCAGAGGGCAAUAGAUCAGUGUUUAAAGGGCAUGGUAUUCUACCUAAGAGACCCAUUUUUUACACUUUUUCCAAAGAAUUGGAAGACUGUACAACAAACUAAAGAUGCAGCUGAUCUCCUGCGUAAAACGGGAGAGAAAUGGAUACAAAAAAGGAAGACAGCAAUAGAAAAUGGAGAAGACGUCCCCAAAGACAUACUCACACAAAUCCUCAAAACAGCAGAGGAGGAAAACGUUAAUAACACAAAAGAUCAUGAGCAGAUGUUGGACAAUUUUGUGACUUUCUUCAUUGCUGGGCAAGAGACAACAGCCAAUCAGCUCUCAUUUGCAAUCAUGGAAUUAGGGAGACAUCCUGAGAUAUAUAAACGAGCUAAGGCAGAGGUGGAUGAAAUCCUUGGGACGAAAAGAGACAUUUCAUAUGAAGAUCUUGGAAAAUUCACCUACUUGUCUCAGGUGUUGAAGGAAACGCUGCGUCUGUACCCAACUGCUCCAGGAACCAGUCGUUGGCUACAUGAGGACAUGGUUAUAAAUGGGCUGAAAAUCCCAGGGGGCUGUGCUGUUAUUUUCAGUUCUUAUGUUUCUCAAAGACUGGAAAAGUUUUUUAAAGAUCCACUGAAGUUUGAUCCAGAGAGAUUUAAUGUGAAUGCCCCAAAGCCUUAUUACUGCUACUAUCCAUUUGCACUUGGUCCACGAACCUGUCUGGGGCAGGUCUUCUCACAGAUGGAGGCAAAAGUGGUGCUUGCCAAACUGCUUCAGAGAUUUGAGUUCAGUCUGGUUCCUGGACAGUCUUUUGACAUUAAAGACACGGGAACUCUACGGCCCAAGAGCGGAGUGAUCUGCUACAUUAAACACUGCUCAUAGGACAUGUUUAAGGCCCUUGUUUUGUGGCAACUCUUGUGUACUUAUGCCUUUAUUCAUCACCUUGUAUAAUUCAAACAUUAACCAAUACAAGAGUCUCAUCAACUCUCAUGAGUUUUAUAGCUGCCCUAAUUCUAAAUAAGUCUAAACUUAUAUGCUGUGACUGAUAACUACUACUUCUAUUUUUUAACCAUUUGCAAUCAACUGUAUUGACACUAAACCCAUUUUAAUAGGAAUUUUAAAGGUCUUACACAGUGACAUGUAAGCUUUUGUUUCAUGACUUUCACCUGUGUAUUUUGAAGGUUGCAUCCUUCACAUCCUUAAAUCACCUACAAUCCUAUGGAAGAAAAUUAAUGAUAAAAGUUUUUGAAACAAAAUUGCAUUUGGAAUCCACUUUCCAAAUUCACUUCCAAAAAUUGAGCAGAAAAUUCCAAGUAGGUAUAAAUGUAGACUGGAGAUCUCCAAAAUGGGGCGUGAAUUUCAAAAGUGGACAGAACAUCCAAAAUGGGACGGGUCUUUUCCCACAAAGACUUUCACCAUUGGUUCUGGCUUCGGCCAGUUGUUACUGACUUACAUUUCAAAAUAGAACUUUAUAAAUUAAACAUUGUUUCUAACUGAUCUAAAAUAAAAUAUGCUAUAUAAAUUAAUAUUCUUCGUGAGAGCAGAGCCCAAAGCUCGUGGUCAGUGUUGUUCAGACCGGAGUUUGAACCUCUGCUUAAUAAACGGGAAUCACCCACGAGCUCUCCCGUGAGCAGUCUCAGCGCAGUGCAGGGGAAAGAUUUUACUCUAUCGUUUUUAGCCAACGGGGGCAUCCCGGGCUCGAAAUUCGCAGGGUGGGAGGGGGUAGUGACGCUGGGUGUAACUAAAAAGGUGCCAUUGUCUGGUGAGGUCUGGCUGGGGAGUUACAGAAUGGCCCGGCUCGGAGAUCUCAUAUCACAUGAUCUUAUUAACUGCUAAUCUCCUGAACUUUCUUUACCACGCUAUUCAGCCACAAUCCCACCUUGCAGUCCAUUUCACUGGUUAAAGGGAUACUCCAUCC